This is a messenger RNA of Prinia subflava (tawny-flanked prinia), 919 nucleotides long. RefSeq names its product protein EOLA1-like. The transcript has 3 exons. The record is from RefSeq and is a predicted model, not a curated record. The coding region runs from base 173 to 643 and encodes 156 amino acids. NCBI's taxonomy places the organism in Eukaryota, Metazoa, Chordata, Aves, Passeriformes, Cisticolidae.
GGCGCGGCCCCGCUCCGUUCGGCGCAGCCCCGCUCCGUUCGGCGCAGCCCGGCCCCGCCGCCUCCCGCCCGCCCCGCCCCGCUCCCGGCACCCACCGUGAGGGCGGGCGGGCCCGGCGAUGGCGCGGAGCUGGCGGCGCAGGAAAUAAAGGGCUUCUGAUGCGGGGAGCACGAUGAAAUUCGGCUGCCUUUCCUUCCGACAGCCCUACGCAGGGUUGCUUCUAAACCAGGUCAAGACAGUGGAGACUCGCUGGCGUCCUUUGCUAGCAGGCUACAAGAACUGCACCAUCGCUAUUCAUAUAGCUGUUAAGGACUGGGAGGAUGAAUCAUGGAGAGAAAUUCUUCUGAGCAGGCUCGGCAUGACACCGAAACAACUGCAAGAUUUGUUGGAUGAAGGGGAAAAAUUUGGCAGAGGAGUUAUUGCAGGAUUAAUUGACGUUGGAGAGACAUCACUAUAUCCAGAAAACCUGCCUCCCGAAGAGAUCCUGGAGCUGGAAAACAAAGCUGUCCUCAGUAACCUGGAACAGAAAUACCUGACUGUUGUUUCAAAUCCCAGAUGGCUCCUGGAACCAAUUCCUGCCAGGGGGAGAACUGGGGUGUGGCAGGUGGACAUCCCUGAAGAACUGAUCCCUUCAGAACUAUAGGUGUUGCCCCUUGCUAUUAUUUUUCCUGCCUAAAUGCAGAUUCCUGUUUAAGAUACUGACUUGUGAAUUACAUCAGCAUCUUGUUUAGGAUUCUAUUCCAAAACUAUUUGAAGAACUGCUUUUUUGAGGCAAAACUAACAAGAUGUGUCUUUAUGACUAUUACAAAAAAUUAUUAAUGUUUUUCUAGAAUUUUCCUGUAUAAACAACUUAAGUAAAUGCCAUUUUUAAAAUGUAUAGUUAUGGAGUGUGUGCCAAUACAAAUGUAUAUUAAAAUGA